Bursaphelenchus xylophilus (pine wood nematode) is the source of this 1047-nucleotide messenger RNA. Lineage: Eukaryota; Metazoa; Nematoda; Chromadorea; Rhabditida; Aphelenchoididae. The record is from the annotation of a GenBank genome assembly.
AUGAAUCCGUUUGCGACGGUAUCAAAGCCUUUGGGGCAGAAGUCUCCCAAAUCUCCGCUGACGGAGCGCAAGGAACAGCUGGAUUCGGCUUCAUUGCCAUGCACACCACUCCAUCGACCCCCACAAACAUGUCCUACAGCGGUUCCACCGGCCAAAAACGAGAGAUUCCCGUUCAAUAUCCGAGACACAGUUGAUUGGAUCAUUGGGUACGUAUUUUAUGACUUCUUCGGGUGUUUAGGGAAAGUUUAAUUUAAAGUACGCACUUCUGGAAGCCUAGCAAUACACUUGGCCACCUGCAAAUUAAUUCCCGUCGGGACCCAAAAAGGGAUUUGAAUUUAUUUGUAUACGGUAGAAAAAAUAUUUUUUUUGCGGCUGGAGCCGAGAAUUUUAUUUGUUCGUUCAUGGAAUCAACGGUUUUGGAGCCUUGGCGUGGUUUUGAGUACGUUUUAUGUAUAAUAGAUAAAUCAUUUGUGGUGCGUGUAUAUUUAGCUGUAUUUUAGAUUUUUUUUUCAAUGAAAACGGGUGUUUUAGGUAUGAAUUUUUUGAGAGAAACGUGAAGACGAGGUCAUCUACGGGUCCACGUGCGUUGAUGAGUACGAUUUUCAGCAACUCAAGGAGUUCGAUAUAAAGUAAAUGCUCUUCGUCGCCCGCGGAAGUCUUGAACUCCAUGAAUUCGAAUAGGAAAAGAAGGAAAUCAAGAUUCAUGGAGAUAAUCAUGAGAAGGAUAAGACUUUUGCUGACUCGUUAAACAGGGAUAGAUACAUGGCUUCCAAGAAGAGUUUGGAGAUCAACCCUGACCACCUUAUCAUGAAGUAAGUUAAAUUUUUUUUACAUUGAUUACUCGGUUUUAGGGAUCUAUGCGAACGUGUCAAAGUUGGCGAGAUCCCCUGCGAUCUCGACGUCCUCAUCUUCGAGACGGACUCCGUGCUUUUUCGUAGAAGGGCCCGCCACUUACUCCAACAGAACUCACGCAUGAUCAAGCAUGGUCUGGACCUUGAUGAAGCCGAUGCCGUCAGUCCACAUCCGCCCCAGUGGAGACUUAUAUAA